CCUCCUCCUCCAGAUUCACACACACACAUACAAACACACAUGUACAGACAGACCCCCCUCUCACACAGGAGUAGAUAGAGAGCGGUGAAGAGCAGAAGGAGCUGGUCGGCAGGAGAGAGGCAGGAGGGCUGUUGUUGAUUUAACAAAAGCCAGGAAAGGAGUGCGCAGUCCUGGGGAGAGGAGCAGCUGUGAAAUGCCUGGAAGGGAGCCUGCCAGCUACUCCUGCAGAGACCUGAAGGUGUUGAGCUUCAGCUGAGGAUGGCAGGAGACUCUCGAGUCCUCAUGGACCACAACAUGGAGAUAGGAGUCACACCUGCACAGGUUAAGAAGCUUCCAAAACACUUAAGGGAGGCUCAGAUCUCAACAGAGCGAACUCACUUGAUCUCAGACCCGGCGAAGAAGCCACGUCAGCGCUACGUCCAGAAGGACGGCAAGUGCAACGUUCACCACGGAAACGUGCAGGAGACCUACCGUUACCUCAGCGACCUGUUCACCACGCUGGUGGACCUGCGGUGGCGCCUCAGCCUCUUCAUAUUCACCCUGGUGUACGUGGUCAACUGGCUCUUCUUUGGCUUCCUGUGGUGGCUGAUCGCGCUCAUCCGCGGGGAUCUGUGGCACGCCGACGAGGAGGGCUGGACCCCCUGCGUGGAGAACCUGAACAGUUUUGUGUCGGCCUUCCUCUUCUCCAUCGAAACGGAGACCACCAUCGGGUACGGCUAUCGCGUGAUCACAGAAAAGUGUCCUGAAGGUAUUAUACUGCUUUUGGUGCAGGCCAUUUUGGGUUCCAUCGUGAACGCCAUGAUGGUGGGUUGCAUGUUCGUCAAGAUCUCCCAGCCAAAGAACCGCGCCGAGACCCUGAUGUUCUCGCACAAGGCCGUCAUAUCGGUGCGAGACAACAAGCUGUGCCUGAUGUUUCGAGUCGGGGACCUGAGGAACUCUCACAUCGUGGAGGCGUCGAUCAGGGCGAAGCUGAUCCGCUCGCAGCAGACCAAGGAGGGGGAGUUCAUCCCGCUCAACCAGACCGACAUAAACAUCGGCUUUGACACGGGAGAUGACCGCCUCUUCCUGGUCUCCCCACUCAUCAUCUCGCACGAGAUCAAUGAGAAGAGCCCCUUCUGGGAGAUGACAAUGGCUCAAAUAGAGAAGGAGGAGUUUGAGAUCGUGGUGAUCCUUGAAGGCAUGGUGGAGGCAACAGGGAUGACAUGCCAGGCACGGAGUUCCUACCUGGACACCGAGGUGCUUUGGGGCUACCGCUUCACACCGGUCCUCUCCCUGGAGAAAGGCUUCUACGAGGUCGACUACAACAACUUCCAUGACAUCUACGAGACCAACACCCCGACGUGCAGCGCCAAGGAGCUAGCUGCCAAGCUCCGGGAGGGGCCGCUAUUGCCGCAGCUCUCGCUCCUCAGCCCAGAGCCCAAAAUGCAUACUUUUGAUCCCCUAGACCACCUGUCCCAACUGGACCCACUGAGUCCAGAUGAGGACAGGGAGGAGAGAGAUUUCGGGGGUGACAGAGGAGAAACCAACGGCUCAGCUGCUGCUUUAGAGGAGCCGCCCCUCGUUGAUGGACUGCCUGACUGACCUGACUGACGGCUGCAUCAGCUCAAACCCCAGGAGAGGACAGGACUAUAUAAUGCUUCAUUUAGCCCGAUGGCCAGCUUGUUCCAUUGCAACGCCUGGAGACACAAGACAUCGGACUCCAGCACCCCCGACUCAUGCAAUACUCCUCUCUACUAGAGUGUCAAUCUAUAGCAUAGAUUGGUUUUGUAGACACGUAACAACACGUAUACAGGCACACAUGUACAACAAUAUCUAUAUAAGGUCGGUGGUUCAGAUUGUCUUUUUUAUAAUCGCAAUGACCACUUACUGCUAUAACAGCUCAAGUUGUAUAAUGUAAAUUUGAGUUGAAACUGGUAGCCAUAAAACAGAGUACCGCGGGCUUAUUCUGGAUACUCUAAUACUCUCAUUUUAGAUUGUGUUGAUUCACCCACAGUCUCAAAAUUUAGCUUUAUGUGUCUGACUGCAGCUCUGCGUGGUAAUGAAACCUUGUUAUUGAUCUUCUUCUCUUUUUUUUUUUUUUAAAUGUGGGGGCUCGUUAUUAUACUUUUUUCUUUUCAGUGUUAUUAUUCCAUGUCAGUUUGCAUUUAGUUUGCAUUGACGAAAAUCAUAGGCUCAAACUACUCUGUACAAGGCGAUGUGCACUGAAGACGACGGAUCAAAGUGAGUUUUUUAUUUGUUCAAGCCUUCCUAAAUGCUCGUUGUUUAUGCCUUCAUCGUUCGAGUCUGGUUGUCUCCCCAAAAAUACUCGGAGCCGUGGCCCAAAAGAAACCAGUUAGUACCUCAUUUUAUACUCAUUUUUCAAGGUUGAAAUUUACAAUUAGAACUACACAAAGGGUUGUUUUGCAACUGCCUCAGUAAUGUCUUUGUCAGUUGAGUGAAUUCCCUUUUCCAUCUCAGCAGCUGAAACAUUAAUUCCAAGCCCUGUUCUUGGUCUGUAAAGCACAAUCUCCCGAGAGGUGUCUCCACGCUGACCUUACCACCCACCCUAUAGCCCACUGCUACUGACUGAUGCAUGUCAGUCCUAGUUAAAAGGGACAUUCAAAAUGUAGAUUCAAAUAUUUAUAUGAAAUAUUUAUGCUUAACUGCUCUUUGAAAAGAUGUUCCCGAUUUUUUUUAUAUACCACGCACAUGAAUAGUUCAAAUGCUCCACAAGCCAAAUUAAAUAUGUAUCAUUUUAUAUCUGUUUAUGUUUUGUUUUUCAAUAAUUGCAAAAAAAGGUGAUCAACCUUGACAUGUUUCAGCCGCAUUAGCAUUUGAAUCUAAACGCAGGAUUUUUCUGUCUUAUCGCUCAGCAAUGUGUGUUUGCUUUGUAAUCAUUUGCUCUGAACUUCAUGUUGAUCUUUCCCGCCUUAUCAUUUUUGAAAUCUCCCUUAGUACACACAAACAUCAACAUGCACUUUGGCCCCGUUCCACUUCUUGCCCCGGGGGUCCUGUCCUUGGAACACAUUUUGGCCCUUUGUUGUCACUCUUUUAGAAGUGGACAACGUUUCUAGGACCUGACAAAACCUACAUUUAUUUAAGAAAAAAACUUUACUUUGAAUUACAUGCAUGAAUCAUCCCCCGUCUCAUUGCUGAGUAGGUUUAUUACAGUAAAAAAUACAGGGUAUUUUUUAGGCAUGCAAAUUAUGAGAUUUAUACUAUAUAUUAUGAAAUAAUGUAUUAAUAUUCAAUUAUCUUUCGUUGAAAAAAUGAUUGACCUAAUACUUUGAAAUAUCCCAUUCCCACUUUAUUUGACAGAUGCUUGUCCAAUCGAUGUGUUUUUUCUUUUCACUGUGACAUUCUCACCUCCUCUGUACUCCAUUUACUUAACGAUGCGUUUGUCUUUAGAGAGAGAUCAUCUUUCAUUGCUGUUCUGUGUGUUCUCAUGGGAAUAAACAUAAUAUGGCCGAAAGAGGACCUUUUUCUUGUAAAGACGAUGUGUGCAUAAAAAGGAUUCAGUGUUUGUGUUUCAUUAGUUUUAUACAUAGCAAUUUAAUCUUUGGCUAUCUGUUCAAAUAAGAAGCAAUGUCUUACACAUCUGAAAGGUGGAUUAGCUGUGUAUUGAAUCAUGAAAAGGGAAAACUUAAGCAAACCUCUAAUUAUCAGCUCACCACAAUCUUGUCUUGCUCCGAGGCUCGAGGCAAAAAACCUGCUUCAUGCACGGUGGGGAAACAAAUAGGAAGGAUAACAUCAAGAACCUUGUCGCCCCCCCUUUCUGUUUCUCUGUUGGAUAUAAUCGAUUAAAACUGCACCAAUGGAACAUCUAGAUAUACAUCUAUGUGGUACCCAAAGUCUCCUUGUACUCAACUGUAGUCUACCAGAAGUGUCCAAAGCCCAUAAAGGACAAUAAGCAGUGUUUUCUGGUGGAUAAACAUGGUAGUGACUUAAACAGCAUCCCUGAAAAGAAACUGCAAUUACACAGACCCCUGCACAAACACACAGGAAGACACAAUCACCCGAAACAGCUGCCAGACUGAAUAAGGCCCCCACAGCUUUUUAACUAGCUGACAGAGAAAACAGUGCAAAAAGUCACAAGGGUAAUCGCUUUUUAUCUCCGCGUCUACAGAGCACAACCAGUCAGUAAAACAUGAAACCUGAUUCAGAAGAUUUUUGUGGCCAGUGUGUCAGAGAAUCACUGAAUCACAGCAAUAUGCUGUCAAGGCUAUUCUGGUCCGAGCUAUUAAAUUUUGGAGGCCGGAUCGUCAGCAAGCUGACAGCCCCUGAUUCAAAUCUGAAUAAUGUACGAUGAUGAAUAUAAUGCAUCCAUUGAAUGGCGCAUUGAAAUAGGUACGAGGCAGGUGCA
Molecule: messenger RNA, 4342 nt
Organism: Labrus bergylta (ballan wrasse)
Lineage: Eukaryota; Metazoa; Chordata; Actinopteri; Labriformes; Labridae
Gene: kcnj5
Product: potassium inwardly rectifying channel subfamily J member 5
Biological process (GO): potassium ion import across plasma membrane; regulation of monoatomic ion transmembrane transport
Cellular component (GO): plasma membrane
Molecular function (GO): inward rectifier potassium channel activity
Source: RefSeq, a predicted model, not a curated record